Molecule: messenger RNA, 2425 nt
Organism: Daucus carota subsp. sativus
Lineage: Eukaryota; Viridiplantae; Streptophyta; Magnoliopsida; Apiales; Apiaceae
Product: subtilisin-like protease SBT4.14
Exons: 11
Coding region: 107-2353 (748 amino acids)
Biological process (GO): proteolysis
Molecular function (GO): serine-type endopeptidase activity
Source: RefSeq, a predicted model, not a curated record
UCCUCAACACAAGCCAAAAGUUAUGCUGAAGUCUCAGUUAAUCUUCCUGGUUACUUACUAUUUAUAGAGACUGUAUCAGCAAUAUAGCUCACAUUCUCAAACAAAUAUGAAGAAUUUAUUCAUCAAUGUACUUCAGAUAUAUCCUCUUGUUCUUAUGUUCUUUGCUAGUUCCAUUCCUGUAAAAGGAGAACUGCAGAAGGAAUUUUACAUUGUUUUCUUGGAAGAUCAUCCAGUUGACAAAGAGUUUUCUCUACAGCAGAGUCACAUUAAUGUCCUCACAUCCUUGAAGGGAUGUGAGGAUGAUGCUAGGGAAUCUCUUCUGUAUAGUUAUACAAAGAGUUUCAAUGCAUUUGCAGCAAAACUAUAUGAACAUGAAGCUAACAGAUUAUCUGGCAUGGAUGGUGUGCUCUCAGUUUUCCAGAAUAAGUACCACCAGCUUCACACAACGAAAUCAUGGGAUUUUAUUGGCCUAGCACAAAAUACCAAGAGGAGACUGAAGAUGGAGCGCGACAUUAUAGUGGGAAUAUUUGAUACAGGGAUCACUCCAGAAGCAGAGAGUUUCAGUGAUCGCGGCCUUGGUCCCCCUCCAGCCAAGUGGAAAGGAAGCUGCAUGAAGUCUGCAAAUUUUUCUGGAUGCAACAACAAGCUUAUAGGAGCACAGUACUUCAAGCUGGAUAAAAGAACUCCAGAUCCACAAGACAUAUUGUCCCCGAUUGAUGUAGAUGGCCAUGGUACUCACACAUCUUCAACCGUAGCUGGAGCCCUGGUUCCAAAUGCAACCCUCUCGGGGCUUGCCAAAGGGACCGCUCGUGGAGCCGUCCCUUCAGCUAGAAUAGCAAUGUACAAGGUUUGCUGGCGGAAUUUUGGAUGUUCAGAUAUGGACAUAUUGGCUGCUUUUGAAGCCGCCAUCAAUGAUGGAGUCGAUGUUGUAUCCAUCUCCAUUGGGGGGUUUUCAGGAAGUUAUGACACUGAUUCUAUUGCACUGGGAUCAUUUCAUGCCAUGAGAAAAGGGAUUAUAACCGUAGCUUCAGCCGGGAAUGAUGGUCCUAGUCUGGGAAGUGUAACAAAUCAUGCACCUUGGAUUUUUACUGUGGCAGCCAGUGGCAUUAACAGGCAGUUCAAAAGCAAAGUUGUGCUGGGAAAUGGAAAAACUAUUCUUGGAGUUGGAGUUAAUUUGUUUGAACCAAAGCAAAAGUUUUAUCCUCUUGCCAUUGGAGCAGAUGCAGCCAAGAACGCAGCAAGUAGAGAAAGUGCAGGCUUCUGCAUGGAAGAUUCAAUGGAUAAGAACAAAGUGAAGGGAAAAGUUGUUCAUUGCAAAUUAUCAUCAUGGGGUAUAGAUUCUGUUGUCAAAGGCCUAGGAGGCAUAGGAACAAUCAUCCAAAGUGAAAUGUUUCUUGAUGCUGCCAUGAUUUUUAUGGCACCUUCAACAAUGGUGAACUCCACAACAGGCGAAUUCAUCAAUAAAUAUAUAAGAUCAACAAAGACUCCAACUGGAGUAAUAUACAGGUCUGAGGAAACUACAAUCCCUGCUCCAUUUAUUGCUUCGUUUUCGUCUAGGGGUCCGAAUCAUGGAGCAAAACAUCUUCUAAAGCCUGAUAUCGCUGCACCAGGGCUUGAUAUUUUGGCAGCAUACACGCCACUUAAGUCCCUUACAGGAUUAAAAGGUGACAAUCAGCACUCGAAAUUUACCCUCAUGUCGGGAACUUCCAUGGCUUGCCCGCACGUAGGUGGUGCAGCUGCCUACGUAAAAUCAUUUCAUCCUGAUUGGUCUCCGGCGGCAAUCAAAUCUGCAAUCAUGACCACAGCAAAACCAAUGAGUUCAAGGGUUAACCAUGAAGCUGAAUUUGCCUAUGGUACUGGUCAAUUAAACCCUAGAAGAGCUACCAGUCCUGGACUAGUCUACGACAUGGAUGAAAUGGAUUACAUUCAAUUUUUGUGCCACGAGGGUUAUCCUGGAUCAUCUUUUGGCCCGCUAAUUGGAACAAAAUCAAUAAACUGCUCAAAUUUGAUUCCUGCCAGUGGUGAAGAUGCCAUAAACUAUCCAACAAUGCAACUUGCACUGAAAAAUCAGCAUGAACAAAGGACUGCUGUGUUUAGAAGGACAGUUACCAAUGUUGGUCCUGCAAUGGCUAUCUUUAAUGCCACCAUUCUAGCACCACAAGGGGUUGAGAUUAGUGUUUCUCCAACAAGUCUAUCCUUUACACGUGUCUCGCAAAAGAAAAGCUUUAAGGUUGUGGUGAAGACAAAAACAAUGCCAAGUGCAAAAAUUUUAGUUUCAGGCUCAUUGAUAUGGAAGAGUCCUCGUCAUGUUGUGAGGAGUCCAAUUGUUGUUUAUAAUGUUCAGGAAAACUAAGGAAAAAAUCAUAGUAAAAUGAAGUACAUAUAUAAAAUAAACAGGAUGGUGAAUGUCAGAUUUUUAUCUUCA